AUGAGUGUGCGUAGUGUUUUUGUUGUACAAAAUAAUAUUAUUGCGAUCAUUUGUUUAUCAAUACAAUUAUAUACAAGGUUAUAUGAAAGAUGUGCCUAUGAAGAUCCCAUCGAGAUGAGCGCUUUCAGUCAAGUUAUUGAUGACGAACAUAUGCUCAAAAUAACAUCAAAUUUCAAAAGACUGGGAGAUCGAUGUUAUUUAGAAAAUGCUGGGGCUACAUUAUAUCCACAAAGUUUACUUGUGAAUGUGAAUGAAGACCUCAUGAGCAAUGUCUACAUGAACCCUCACUCAGAUAAAUAUACAAAAGACUGUAUAGAGCAAAUUAGAUGUAUGAUUUUAAGGCACUUCAACACAGAUCCAUCAAAUUACACAGUGAUAUUUACUUCAGGAACAACACAUUCUUUAAAACUUAUUCUAGAAGCUUUUAGAUUUUCAUCGAUCUCGGACCCACAUAAUGAAAGAAACAAUGGUGCAUUCGUUUAUUUAAGAGACAAUCACACAUCAGUAUUAGGAUUAAGAGAACUAGCUUCUGAUAAGAAUGCUGACGUGAUACACAUAGGCCAUGAUGAAUUUUUAACAGCUAUGAACACAUAUCAGAAACAUAAAACAUCAUGGAAAGAUAAAUAUAAAAGUAACAAUGGACCCAAUACUUUAUUUGUUUACCCAGCGCAGAGCAAUUUUAAUGGUUAUAAAUAUCCAAUUGAUGCCAUAGAUAAUAUAAAGAAUGGAGGUUUAAUAAGUACCCUUAAAAAAAAUUUGUGCCAAAUUAACAAUAACUGGUAUGUGUUGUUAGAUGCAGCAUCAUUUGUGUCAACAAGUAAACUGGAUUUGUCUAAAACUCAACCAGACUUUGUCUGUUUAUCAUUUUACAAAAUAUUUGGUUACCCUACAGGAUUGGGUGCACUUUUAGUUAAAAACAGUAGUCAAGAUGUUUUAUCACAAAAAAAGCAUUUUGGAGGUGGAACUGUGGACAUUGUUUUAAGCUCAGAAGAUUACCAUAUGAAAAAAGCUAAUCUAUGUGAACGUUUCGAAGAUGGCACUGUAUCUUUUCUAUCAAUUAUUGCUUUGAAGCAUUGUUUUGAUACUAUGCAAAAAUUAAUACCAAGAACAAGGCAUGCCAAUAUGAUGGACACCAUUUCUUACCACACAUUUUCUCUGGCCAAAGAUCUGUUUCAUCAGCUCCAGGAGUUACGCCACAGUAAUGGGAAUAAAGCGGCAGUUCUUUACAUGGAUUCCGAUUUUUCUGAUAUCAAGAAACAGGGAGGCAUAGUUACUUUCAACAUUCUUAGGGACGAUAAAUCAUAUGUUGGCUAUGCAGAGUUUCAACACAUGGCCGAUCUAUUCAACAUCAGUGUUCGAACCGGAUGCUUUUGCAACUCUGGUUCCUGCCAACGUCACCUCAUGUCUACUAACAAGGAAAUGAAAGAAAUGUACAAAGCGGGACAUGUAUGUGGCGACGAAAUAGACCUUAUUAAUGGAAGACCCACUGGAGCAAUAAGAGUGUCAUUCGGAUACUUCAACUCUUUCCACGACGUUGACAAACUAAUCACCAUGAUAUGCCGAUGCUUUGUUAAAGGCAACUAUAGAAGAUCAAAACGCGUACAAAAUAAUAAAUUCACUUUAUUAGAUUCUAUAAAGUCAAGUAAACUUAUGACCAGUCUUUCGAAUUUACACAAAAUUCUAAGUAGCGAAGAUGAACUCAUUAAUAAUUUAAACGAAGAACAGGAAUAUGCACAAUUACAAUCAAAGAUUGUCGUGAAGGAAGCAGCAAUAUUUCCAAUUAAAUCGUGUGGGGCAUUUAAAAUUCGUUUUGCAUGGAAAAUUGGACCUAAAGGUUUUGAAUAUGACAGAGAAUGGAUGAUAAUUAAAGAUACUGGUGUGUGUUUAACACAGAAACAUAAUUCGAGAAUGUGUAUGAUACGUCCAAAAAUAGACCUAAAACAAAGAACUAUGACCUUGCAUUUUAAAGGUAAAAGUCCAAUCACAAUACCUUUGGAUUCAGCGCAAAACCGACUCAAAGAAUCAUCACUUUGUAACAGUAAAGUCUGCACCGACACUGUUCAAGGUUACGAUUGCGGUGAUGACGUCGCAAACUGGAUAUCAGAAGCUUUAGAAGUCUCUUAUUUGCGACUCAUCAGACAAUCUAGUGCCGAUCAUCGAGUUCAAAAGAAGAAAAUGUCUGGAGAGAAAACACUGCUUUCUUUAAGUAACCAGGCCCAAUUUCUUUUGAUAAAUAAGGCCACCGUGCGGUGGUUGCAUGACAAGAUUCGUGACCCACUAUUUGUUGAUAAUUUAGAAAAUUUAACUGAUCGUUUUAGAGGCAAUAUCAUUAUUGAUAUGGAAAAUGAACUAGUCGAAAGAGAAUGGCAUAAAUUAAUUAUUGGAAAUCUGGAGUUUAGGGUUGAGGGACAAUGUAAUAGAUGUCAGAUGGUGUGUAUUGACCAACAGACCGGUGAGAAAACAGCUGAACCAUUGAGGACAAUAUCCGAACAGUUUGGAGGGAAAAUGCGUUUUGGUAUCUACUUAAGCUAUUUAGGUUCACUGGAUGGAAGUGACGAUCAUUCACUGAAGAUAGAUACACCGGUGACGCCUAUCAUUAACGACGAUGAUAUAAGUAGGUGA
Molecule: messenger RNA, 2622 nt
Organism: Arctia plantaginis
Lineage: Eukaryota; Metazoa; Arthropoda; Insecta; Lepidoptera; Erebidae
Source: the annotation of a GenBank genome assembly